Messenger RNA from Coniophora puteana RWD-64-598 SS2, 2736 nucleotides. RefSeq lists its product as uncharacterized. Lineage: Eukaryota; Fungi; Basidiomycota; Agaricomycetes; Boletales; Coniophoraceae. The transcript is spliced from 8 exons. The record is from RefSeq and is a predicted model, not a curated record. The annotation marks the transcript as partial.
CCGCACAAGGACUUCUUCGAGCUACGUCACACGUACCUGCAAGAAAUGAUACGCCUUGAAGGUCGCGGCACUCACAUGUACGAUAAGGAGUGUCCUCAAUGUAAAUCACCAGGUCCUCAGUAUCGAUGCGUCGACUGUCACGGUGGCAUACUUUACUGUGAGGGGUGCAUGGUUAAGAAGCAUGCUGAGGCUCCUCUUCAUCGCAUCAAGGCUUGGAACGGUACAUUCUUUGAGUCAAAAACUCUCAAAGAUAUGGGACUUCGCGUACAGUUAGGGCAUCCGCCUGGCGUCCGCUGCAAUAACCCAAAGCAGGCGUACGCCAAUGACUUUGUCGUAAUUGACAUCCACGGUAUUCAUCAAGUGGGAGUUGAUUUUUGCCAAUGCGAAACCACCCACAACGACUAUCAGCAACUGCUUCGCGCCGAAUGGUUCCCUGCGUCAGUCUCUGACCCAAAAACCGCUGCCACCUUCCGAGUACUGGAGAACUUCCAUCUCCUUUCGCUAGAGUCAAAAUCAUCUGCAUAUGAGUUCUAUCGAUCCCUCUCUCGGGCGACGGACAAUCUUGGCAUUUUGGAGAAAAAGGAUCGGUAUGACAACUUCCUGAUUAUGGUACGCCAGUGGCGACACCUCAAAAUGCUCAAACGAACGGGGAGAGGUCAUGUUAGCGAAGGCCUCGAUGAGACACCUGAGGGAGCAUGUGCCGUUCAGUGCCCAGCGUGCCCUCAUCCUGGCAAGAAUCUUCCUGACGACUGGGAGUCCGCGCCGCCUCACAAGUCUAGAUGGCUAUAUGGACUGUUUGUCGCAAUAGAUGCCAAUUUCCGCCUCAAGAGAAAAGCAGUAUCUCGAGAAGAAUUGGAUCCAAGCUUCGGGGACGGUUGGGCGUACUUUGUCAAAGAACAGCCAUUUCAAGACUGGUUGGCGUCGCAGCCUGAUCCACCUCACCGUAGCUCUUGUUCGAACCACAAAGCUGUCAACAUGGCGAACACCAAGUUCGCUCGCGGACUCGCUGUGACGGGGGUGGGCACGGUCGAUUGUGCACGACAUAACAUGAAGCUUCCCUGUGGCGUUGGGAACUUAAUUGCAGGGGAACGGUACAAUGUCAUGGACUACAUACUUUUCUCGACACUCCGAUGGGCCCAGCUUCGCGUCUUCAAGAUUUCCUAUGAUAUCGGCUGCCAGUGGUUUAAAAAUUUGUGGGCCCGAGUAGCGAAGCUGCCUGAAUACCUUGCGUUCAGUCCUAUUGGCCGGAUCUUCCAUUUCCUCGUUCCUAAAUUCCAUCUUCCCGCCCAUAUUCUCAGCUGUCGCACGCGCUUUUCGUUCAACUUCACCCCAGGCGUCGGUCGGACUGAUGGCGAGGCGCCUGAGCGAGGUUGGGCGAAUAUCAACCCUGUAGCAUCCAGCACCAAAGAAAUGGGGCCUGGUCACCGAAAAGACACGCUCAACGACUUUUUCGGCGACUGGAAUUGGAAGAAGACCACUGGUCUGGGCCUCGAACUCCACCGAAAGUUAUCUAUUGCCAUUGCCAGGCGCGCCGACCAUCAGGAAGACUUCAUCGAUAUGGAACGUACUCUCCCUCAGCCUCAACUUACGGUAUGGCUCAAGGAGGUGGAGGCUUGGGAGAACGGUCAGACAGAGCCUAACCCGUUCGAGAGCCGCGUACAAAAGCCAACGCAACUUUCAGUCCGCCUUGAGCUUGCCAAGCGGGAAGCCAAGGAACUUGCGAAAGGGUUGCCGACCACACACUCAGAGAUCACACGUGGGGUACUCAUUGCCGCGGGUAUAGACAUCGAGGAUCUACAACGGCGGCUCCGGGCAGAGCGGCAGAGCGUCGGCCAAAACGCUGUCGACCAUCAAGUCAAGGUACAAAAUCGCGCCAACGCACUUCAAAUCAGGAUCGAGAACUGGGCUAAGGCUCAAGUGCUACACAUGCCAGCUGUGGUCAUGCUGCGUUCUAAGCGGGACUCGUCAUCUAAACCGGUGAACCCCGAGUCAAUCACUCUGUAUCUCCCGUCUCAGCUCCCUCUUACAGCAACAUGUGGCCUACAGCUCCGCGAGAUUGAAUGGGAGCUAAGGGUAUCUCAAGCUCACGAUGCGCUCGGCAAUCUUCGUCAGACAUUGCAGUACAGAUACUACCUCUAUAAGGACAAGGACCGCAAUGCACGCGGUCAAGGAGCUAACACUCGCGCGCACAACAUAAUCGACACAGUCACCUCCAAGAUCAAGGCCUAUCGCGAUGCUUAUCGCGAUGCCUACGGUGCUCUGUUACGCCUGAAGCCUGUACUUCGCAAGCACGCGCUUCCGUCAGAGCUACGCGUGCUUCGGGAUGCAGAUGUUAGGGCUAUGCCGGAGGAACUUGAUGGGGAGACCGAGGGUAAGCGAAGAAUUUCUUGGAUUUGGCUUGCGUCUCCACUCGACCCGUACGAUGAAAACGAUCCGGCCCUAAUAGACACCAUCCGAGUUGAAUGGUGCAAAGCUCGUGCCCGGGCAAUGCGCUGGACUGAGGAAGUUGAGCUGCUUGUUGAGGAGAUGCGCCGAACUAUUGCGUUCCUCAAAUGGCAGACAGAGUGGUGGGUUCGUUAUGGCGAACGGAGGACGUUGGCAGUGCCAGAAGAUGAGGAGGGUAGUAGAGCAUAUGCCCUCCGACAGGCCAGUAACCGGCGCGCUCUCGCAUUAAAUUUUACGUCGAAAUGGACCGAGUCGCUUUCAAUGCUUCAGAGCAAACAUUCACAUUGCUGA